GACUCACUAUAUAUUUAUAGUAGUAACCCAAUUCCAAGUUCCAAGUUCCAAACCAAACAAACUCUAUCCUAAAUCCUAAACCAUGAUUCCGAAGCUUGAGAUCCCUCACUGGGACGCAGACGGAGGACCACUCUCCCCAUUCUCUUUCUCUUCCGACCAUUUCAGAAUGUUCGAAUUCAAGGUCAGGAACUGUCCACGUGGCAGGUCCCACGACUGGACCGACUGUCCCUACGCCCACCCCGCCGAGAAGGCCCGCCGCCGGGACCCCCGCAAGUUCCUCUACUCCGCCACCGCAUGCCCCGAUUACCGGAAGGGGAACUGCAACCGGGGCGACACCUGUCAGUUCGCGCACGGCGUUUUCGAAUGCUGGCUCCACCCCUCGCGCUACCGGACCCAGCUCUGCAACGACGGAACCGCUUGCCGUCGCAGGGUCUGCUUCUUCGCACACACCACCGACCAACUCCGUCUCCUCACGCACUCCGAAUCCUCCUCUCCCACUUCGGUUAUCAACUCUUCCUUUUCGGACUCCCCUCCUUCUUCUCCUUCUCCCUAUGCCUCCAUGCGGAAUGUCCAACUUCAACACUCUUUCACACGGGCCGUCUUUCGCUCCCCACGUGCCGCCUUAUGGACCGUCAAUGACUGCCACGAAGAGCCUCCUAUGGAGAGGGUGGAGUCGGGCAGGGACAUUAGAGCCAGAAUCUAUGCUAAACUUAGUAUGGAG
Cajanus cajan (pigeon pea) is the source of this 721-nucleotide messenger RNA. Its product is annotated as zinc finger CCCH domain-containing protein 23. Lineage: Eukaryota; Viridiplantae; Streptophyta; Magnoliopsida; Fabales; Fabaceae. Gene Ontology annotation, molecular function: metal ion binding. The record is from RefSeq and is a predicted model, not a curated record.